AUGCGGCGCAUCCGAUCUAUGCGGACGGAUCCCGAGGACGCUGCUGCUGCAGCUGAAGAUGGGGGUCGUAAACCCAGAGUGGCCGAGAAGAAGAAGAGCGGUGAAGGGCGACUGGCGCCUGGUGGUCGGCCACGACCUGCGCAGAUUAAACUGGAGAUCGCGGAUCUCGAACCGAUGAUAAAUGUUGACUGUCCUUCUGGACAAGGAGCUCUGGGUCGUCAGGCACCAAGAAGUCCGAAGCUGUCGGGGCCGACCGCCUUCGCUAGGCCUGGGACUUCAACUUCACCUAAGGUCUCGUCCACAGGGAAGAAAGGUAUUCAACGCAACUUUGUUCAAGGUCUGGGCUCGGAUUUCCAGCUAGACUUGCACAGUGGCAGCACAGAUCGACUGGAGCGCUCGUACGACUUGUCCGCGUCGGGGACAUUCGACGCGGUGGGGUUCCAGAUCAAGCAAACGGGUCUUACUCGAUCGCCAGAUCGGGAUUCUGAUGGCGUUUCGAGCACUCGGUCCGACAGACCGCCCAAUACCAAGAAACAUUUGGUGAAGCUUGGUGUUCUCGGUCGUGGAGCGAGCGGAGUAGUGCACAAGGCGCUUCACGUUCCGUCCCUGAUGCUCGUGGCUGUGAAAGUCAUCCCGGUGUUCGAGCACGAGAAAAGACAUCAGUUGAUCGCGGAGCUAAAGGCGCUGUACAACAAUCUGUCUACGCUGCCGGAUGCUGAGAGUGUGGAGAAUGCCCGACAGAGCGUGGCGUGUCCGGAGCUCGUGUGUCUCUACGACGCCUUCAUGAACCCGAACGAGGGCAACGUCUCGAUCGUGGUCGAAUACAUGGAUGGCGGCUCGCUUCAGGACAUCGUGGACACUGGAGGCUGUACCAGUGAGGUGGUGCUGGCCAACAUCUCCUUCCGCGUGUUAAAGGGCCUGGCAUUUCUCCAUAGCACACACCAACUGCACCGUGACAUCAAACCGAGCAAUCUACUCAUCAACCAUUUUGGUGAUGUCAAAGUCUCGGACUUUGGGAUCGUGCGCGAAAUGGAAAACUCUAUGGCCAAAGCCACAACGUUCGUCGGCACACUCACCUACAUGUCCCCCGAGCGUAUCGCCAGCGAGGUCAGAUUCAACUUCCGCUGCAUAUUUCUCCUUCAGGCCAGCUGA
This is a messenger RNA of Phytophthora sojae, 1152 nucleotides long. RefSeq lists its product as hypothetical. Lineage: Eukaryota; Oomycota; Peronosporomycetes; Peronosporales; Peronosporaceae. The coding region runs from base 1 to 1152 and encodes 383 amino acids. Gene Ontology annotation, molecular function: MAP kinase kinase activity; ATP binding. The record is from RefSeq and is a predicted model, not a curated record. Gene Ontology annotation, biological process: MAPK cascade; protein phosphorylation. The transcript has a single exon.